This is a messenger RNA of Gigantopelta aegis, 2956 nucleotides long. RefSeq names its product probable beta-D-xylosidase 2. Lineage: Eukaryota; Metazoa; Mollusca; Gastropoda; Neomphalida; Peltospiridae. Gene Ontology annotation, molecular function: alpha-L-arabinofuranosidase activity; xylan 1,4-beta-xylosidase activity. The transcript is spliced from 14 exons. The record is from RefSeq and is a predicted model, not a curated record. Gene Ontology annotation, cellular component: plant-type cell wall. Gene Ontology annotation, biological process: arabinan catabolic process; xylan catabolic process. The coding region runs from base 240 to 2471 and encodes 743 amino acids.
AUAUCUACCCAGAGUGCUCCUGUAUUUAAGUUGACAGGUGUCCGAUUCAACACACCUCAGACGAACCACUCCCAGAGAAAAUGACGUGACCUACAGCCUAUAGCUUAUAAAUACACGACUUAACGACAGGACUGCACUUAUACCAAAUUUAGUGCCAGAUAUCUGACUGGACCAGCUUCGAAUAUACCAGUCAAGUGGCAAAAUUGUGACUUUGUAGGCGGUGAAAGUACAGACUGAGUAUGCUGUCCUUUAGUGUUUCCGUUAUGGUUAUUCCACUACUGAUGAGAGGGGUUGUUCCCAUGGACGAUUACCCAUUCAGGAACAUCUCGCUGCCUUGGGAGGACCGAGUAAACGACCUGGUAGGUCGUCUUACUCUCGCAGAGGUCAUGUUCCAGUUGGCGAAGGGGGGUUUUGGGCGCUUCGGCGGACCUGCUCCUCCAAUUAAAAGACUCGGUAUCGGCCCUUAUUCGUGGAACACAGAGUGUCUGCGGGGAGACGCAGAAGCCGGGAAUGCCACGUCUUAUCCACAGGCCAUUGGCCUUGCUGCAGCCUUCAGUACCGACUUGAUAUUUCGAGUGAGUGAGGCCACGGCGGUGGAGGUCCAUGCCAAGUACAACGACUACGUGAAGAAAGGCCAAUACGGGGACCACAAGGGACUGAGCUGCUUCAGCCCGGUCAUCAACAUCCUCAGAGAUCCCAGAUGGGGACGAAACCAGGAAACAUACGGAGAAGAUCCCUAUUUCGCUGGAGAGUAUGCUGCUCAUUUUGUGAGCGGUCUCCAAGGCAACCAUCCUCGAUAUAUUCGAGCAAAUGCUGGAUGCAAGCAUAUUGCAGCUUAUGAUGGCCCCGAGAACCUCCCUGUUUCCAGAAUGUUUUUCGACGCCAAGGUCACCGAACGAGAUCUCAGGACGACCUUUUUACCAGCAUUUCGAAGAUGCGUGAAAGCAGGGACCUACAGCAUUGGAUGUACAUACACAAGUCUGAAUGGGAUUCCCACGUGCGCACACAAGCGUCUGCUGACGGAUAUCCUCAGGAACGAGUGGCACUUCACUGGCUAUGUGUUCAGCGACGAGGGCGCCGUGGAGAACCUCAAAUACGGCCACCACUACGCCAGCAACAUCGUCGACAUGGCCGCCGACUGCUUGAAUGCCGGCUGUAACCUGGAGCUGUCGUCAGACAUCUCUUUCCCGGCCUAUCUCUCCAUUUUGGAAGGAGUAAAACAAAAGAAACUUAAUGAGAGUUUUGUGAGGGAAAGUGUAAAGCCUCUGUUCUAUACGAGAAUGCGAUUGGGCGAGUUUGACCCGCCGGAACUAAAUCCCUACACGAAGUUUGACAUGUCGGAAGUGGAGAGCCCUGAACAUCAAGCAUUGGCAGUUGAGGCGGCGGGAAAGACGUUUGUGCUGCUCAAGAAUGCCGGACACUUUCUCCCUCUGAGGAACAAAUACAAUACUGUCACAAUAGUUGGUCCAAUGGCUAACAACUCGCUGCAACUGUUCGGCGACUACGCUCCGCAGAGUCUACCGCAGUACAUCACCACACCUUUGGCGGGGUUGUCGCCACUUGCCGAGAACAUCAAGUACGCCGAGGGUUGCGACGAUACAAACUGCGCGACGUACGAUGCAGCUUCUGUGAAGAACGCAGUGAGAGACACACAACUCAUCAUCGUCUGUCUUGGAACUGGUCAGGCAGUGGAGAUGGAGAGUCGUGAUAGACACAAUCUGAGUUUGCCUGGAUAUCAACAGCAGCUACUACAGGACGUCGUCGCCAACAGAGGAGGUGCGCCAGUUGUUUUACUUCUCUUCAACGCGUGUCCGCUUAACGUUACCUGGGCAGACGAAAGUGAUGACAUCUCGGCCAUCAUGGAAUGCUUCUUCCCGGCCCAGGGAACAGGGAAAGCCUUGUACAACGUGCUCACCUACCAGAGCAUGGCCUCCCCUGCCGCGAGGCUACCCAACACUUGGCCAAAGUAUUCCAGUGACAUAGGGCUAAUGACCGACUACUCGAUGAUCGGCAAGACGUACCGCUAUUUUAAAGGGGAGACGAUCUAUCCGUUCGGGUACGGGUUGUCCUACAGCCAGUUCAAGUAUGCCGGGCUGACCAUGCAACGUACCAUCGAGGCAGGACAAGACAUCCACGGAUCAGUGACAGUCUACAAUAUAGGAAAAUAUGAUACAGAUGAGGUGGUUCAGUUUUAUAUGUCGUGGGUGAACUCGACGGUCCCCACCCCUCUAAUCCAGCUGGUGUCAUUUUCAAGAGUGUUUCUACAGAGAGGUUCCAACACCAUCGUGCAGUUGACCAUCACCGCCGAACAGAUGGCGGUGUGGAUGGACAACAAGGGGUGGGUCGUCCAAACAGGUCGUAUGAUGGUGUAUGCAGGAGGGCAACAACCACACCAGAUAAAGAGUGUCGGCUCAAAUGUAUUGUCAUGGUCGUUCAAGAUUGUUGGAUUCAAAGUCCUUGGACGUUACUGAUAGAUGUCUUUCUAUUUUUUCUUCUCGUUUUGUUUUGUUGUUGUUUUUUAGGGGUUUUUUCCCCCCUUCUUUUCGUAUAAAUUGUGCAAUCUUGGAAUAUUUUUCAUGGUCGUUCAAGAUUGUUGGCUUCAAAGUCCUUGGACGUUAUUGACAGAUGUCUUUCUAUUUUUUCUUCUUAUUUUGUUUUUGUUGUUUUUUUCCUUCUUCUUUUUCUAUGAAUUGUGCAAAUCUUGGAAUAUGUUUUUUAUGGUCGUUCAAGAUUGUUGGCUUUAAAGUCCUAGGACGUUACUUUUUUAUUUUAGUAUUAGUGUUUCUGAAUUGUGUAAUACUCGAAUGUAUUGUCAUGGUCAAAGUCCUAGGACGUUAUCUUUGUGGUGUUUUUUCUUUCUUUCUUUUUUAAAUCUGAGCAAUAAUCGAAUUCAUUGGAAUUAGGAAGUAUUCAAGGGUUAUUUUUAUUUUUUAUUUUAUUUUUUACAAACAUGGUA